AUGGCAGGCAUUAAGACCACAAGCCUCAAUUUGCAUGAUGGAUAUUUGAAAGGCCCUUGGAUGCAAGCGAGCUGCGGUUUUGUCAUUGGCAUGCAUAUCCAAGGCAGCACGAUCAUACAACUGACCUCUGAAGUGCCUCCUGCCGACGCUCUAGAUGUGAGCUUGUCCUUGCUCAUAUAUGGUAGUGGCAAGUCGAGCCAGAAACCCCGUGAUAUCUCGGGCAUUGCAUGA
Penicillium chermesinum is the source of this 231-nucleotide messenger RNA. RefSeq lists its product as uncharacterized. NCBI's taxonomy places the organism in Eukaryota, Fungi, Ascomycota, Eurotiomycetes, Eurotiales, Aspergillaceae. Bases 1 to 231 code for a protein of 76 amino acids. The transcript has a single exon. The record is from RefSeq and is a predicted model, not a curated record.